Molecule: messenger RNA, 1302 nt
Organism: Acytostelium subglobosum LB1
Lineage: Eukaryota; Evosea; Eumycetozoa; Acytosteliales; Acytosteliaceae
Exons: 2
Coding region: 1-1302 (433 amino acids)
Biological process (GO): biosynthetic process
Cellular component (GO): mitochondrion; cytoplasm
Molecular function (GO): L-kynurenine:2-oxoglutarate transaminase activity; pyridoxal phosphate binding
Source: RefSeq, a predicted model, not a curated record
AUGAUCAGGAAGUCAUUAACACCAUUGUCCAACUUUGUCUUUAAGCCAAGUGUGCAAGUGAGUUCAUUCGCGCCCUCAGUAUGGUCAGAGUUCUCACCAUUGGCCAUGAAACACAAGUCCAUCAACUUGGGACAGGGCUUCCCUGACUUUGACCCACCUGAGCUAUUGAUCAAUGCCCUGCGUAGGACUCUGGAUCAAGGUGGCUUCCAUCAGUACACACGUAGUGCUGGACAUAUGAGACUAGUGAAUGCACUGGCCAACACAUACUCGUCACUCUUUGAUCGUCAGCUCGACCCAUUGACAGAGAUCGCCACUACUGUAGGCGCGUCAGAAGGUCUGUUUGCGACGAUCCAAUCGAUUGUCAACCGUGGCGAUGAGGUCAUCUUGAUGGAGCCAUUCUUUGACAUCUACACGGGUGCCGUGCUGAUGGCUGGUGGCGAGCUGCGAUACGUGUCACUCAAGGAGCGCGGUGCACGCGGAGCAGAUGGUGCGCGUCUUGCUUCACAGUGGCAGAUCGACUGGAGCGAGCUGGAACGCGCAAUCACUCCCAAGACCAAGAUGAUCCUCAUCAACAACCCGCACAACCCAACGGGCAAGGUAUGGUCUCGCGAGGAGCUGAUGCGUCUAUGCGACAUUGUAAAGCGACACCCCAACAUCGUCCUCGUCAGUGAUGAGGUCUACGAGUUCAUGACAUUCGACGAUGCCAAGCACACGCGUGUCGCCACACUGCCUGGCAUGUUUGAGCGCACGGUCACCGUGUGCAGCUCGGGUAAGACAUUCAGCUCGACCGGCUGGAAGAUCGGCUGGGUCAUUGGCCCCAAGCCCAUCAUCACAGCGAUUGCCAACACCCAUCAGUACAUCCCGUUCAGCGUGUCCACGAUGAGCCAGGAGGCAGUUGCCGUUGCAUUUGAGAACGCCGGCAAGCAAGGCUACUAUGAGAAGUUGCGCGAGAUGUACCAGGGCAAGCGCGACCGACUUUUCAAGGGACUGACUGAAGCUGGUCUGGACCCGGUGUGUCCUCAGGGCACCUAUUUCAUCUUGGCCGACACUUCCAAGAUCAAACUCAAGGGUGAUCAAGGUCAGAACACAUCGAUCACAGGCAUUGGCAAGCAUUUGCGUGAUUGGAAUGUCUGUCGUUGGCUGACCACCGACAUUGGAGUGACGGCCAUCCCUCCAUCCGCCUUCUACAGUGACGAGCAUGCUCACGAAGCUGCCAACUACGCUCGCUUCACCUUCUGCAAGCAAGAUCAAGUAUUAGACAAUGCCAACAAGGCCUUACUAAAGUUAAAUAAGUUGUAUUAA